AUGGCGGCCGGCGACGAGAAGCGGCACCUGCUGAGCGAGGGCAGCGGCGGGUGCUACGUGGGGGCCGCGCGGAAGGACGGACAGAGCGCGGCGCACGGACAGGAGCCCGCGCUGGAGCUGGGCACACGGCGUGGGCAGCACUGCCACACGCGGGCCGCCGGCGGCCACCCCGGGCAGCAGCAGCGGGCGCGCAGGAAGCUCUACCUGGCCGCUGGCAUCUGCCUCUUCUUCAUGGUGGGGGAAGCCGUGGGUGGGUACCUGGCACACAGCCUGGUCAUCCUGACGGACGCUGCCCACCUGCUGACGGACUUUGCCAGCAUCAUGAUCAGCCUCUUUGCCCUCUGGGUGUCCUCGCGGCCCCCCACCAAAACCAUGAACUUCGGGUGGCACCGGGCAGAGAUCCUGGGGGCUCUGCUCUCCGUGCUCUCCAUCUGGGUGGUGACGGGGGUCCUGGUUUACCUGGGGGCGCAGCGCCUGCUCUCGGGUGACUACGACAUCGAGGGUGGGGCGAUGCUCAUCACCUCCGCCUGCGCCGUGGCCGUCAACAUCGUGAUGGGGCUGGCUCUGCACCAGACGGGGCACGGGCACAGCCACGGGCCAGGGGGCGAGCAGCCCAACGCCAGCGUCCGCGCCGCCUUCGUGCACGUGCUGGGGGACCUGCUGCAGAGCCUCGGCGUCCUCAUCGCCUCCUACAUCAUCUUCUUCAAGCCCGAGUACAAGUACGUGGAUCCCAUCUGCACCUUCCUGUUCUCGGCGCUGGUGCUGGGCACAACGCUGACCAUCCUCCGGGACGUCCUGCUCGUCCUCAUGGAGGGGACCCCCAAGGGGAUGGAUUUCAACGCCGUGCGGGACACGCUGCUGGCGGUGCGGGGCGUGGAGGCCGUGCACAGCCUGCACAUCUGGGCCCUGACCGCGGCCCAGCCGCUGCUCUCCGUGCACAUCGCCAUCAACGCGGCUGCCAGCGCGCAGGAGGUGCUGGAGGAGGCCAGCUCCCGGCUGCAGGGCGCCUUCCGCUUCCACAGCACCACCAUCCAGGUGGAGAGCUACUCCGAGGAGAUGCGGGACUGCCGGGAGUGCCAGCCCCCCCGCGACUGA
Camarhynchus parvulus is the source of this 1095-nucleotide messenger RNA. RefSeq names its product solute carrier family 30 member 2 (gene SLC30A2). Lineage: Eukaryota; Metazoa; Chordata; Aves; Passeriformes; Thraupidae. Gene Ontology annotation, biological process: zinc ion transmembrane transport; response to zinc ion. The transcript has 8 exons. Bases 1 to 1095 code for a protein of 364 amino acids. Gene Ontology annotation, cellular component: plasma membrane. The record is from RefSeq and is a predicted model, not a curated record. Gene Ontology annotation, molecular function: zinc ion transmembrane transporter activity.